AGAAUGUCAAGAUGGGCAAGCACGCUCCUGAUAAAGAAUUCCAGAGCCAGGCUCAGGCUCAAACUUCGGUUGUCCUUCCUCCAGCCGGAAAUGACGGCAGGACGCGAACCCCCCAGAUCGCUUCUCCACCGAAGGAAGCACGACCAGACCAGCCCUCCACAACCCCGGUGAGUAUAGGUCAGACCAGAAGUGCAUCAUUGAACCAUUAUUGGUUCUUGAAUGGCGAAAGGAGGAGAAGCAAGCCAACCGUCCGCGAGGGUCAUGUCGACCCCAGAAGUGGUGGGCGCGAGGCUCCACCUGAUACUAAGGAUGCAUGAUGUCAAAUUAGUCCGCUGCAUUGUGUACAGGAGGUUAGAAGACCACAAAUCUUAGUGUUUGACUCGGAAUGGUGUGCGAGUCUGGAGCUGCAAGGCAGGCGUUGAGGCAGCAAAACGGGCGAAUGGCCGAAC
Aspergillus eucalypticola CBS 122712 is the source of this 449-nucleotide messenger RNA. RefSeq lists its product as uncharacterized. The transcript has a single exon. Lineage: Eukaryota; Fungi; Ascomycota; Eurotiomycetes; Eurotiales; Aspergillaceae. The record is from RefSeq and is a predicted model, not a curated record. The coding region runs from base 12 to 317 and encodes 101 amino acids.